AUGCCACGACCCCUGACAUUUUACAAGUUACUCUCGGGAGGCCACACCGGGUGGGUGUAUAAGAUAAAUGGCCGGGUUGUCGUGAAAUAUCCCACCCGUCCAAACGAGGAUGAUGGUGAUAAACUGUUUCAGCACGAGAUAGAAUUCUUCGACAUGCUUGAUAAUGUUGAGCCAUGUCCUCACAUAGUCCAGAGCUUUCUACGAGUUCCGGCUGGCAACUUCCUGUCGUACAUGGCUGGUGGUAGUAUACAUGAACGGCUCCUGCUACGACAGACACGCGACGAUCGCAGAGAGUUGACUGGAGUCACUGGAACCGAGCCUCGACAUCUAGUAGAGCGCUGGCUGACAGAACUCUGCGGCGCUGUCUCCUGGCUCGAGUCCCUUCAGUAUGUCCAUGGCGACCUCCGCCCGCCCAAUCUACUACUUGAUGGUCAAGAGCACCUAAAACUCGCAGACUUUGACCGCGUGGCCCGUAUUGGAACAGAUGCAAACGCCGAAGCGCCUCCAUGGGAGCGCGUUUUAGGACCCGAAGCUGGGGAUGAAAGAGGUUCCUUUGGGAAAUACGGCCCAAGGACAGAACAAUUUGCCAUUGGCUCGGUGCUUUAUUGCCUAACUCGCAGCUAUGAGCCUUAUGAAAUGGAUACGUUUGAGGAUCCUGCAGAAGUCGUUGGGAUCAUGCAACGCAUGGAGUAUCCGCCGUUGAGUGAUGAUGACUACUUGGAUGGCAUUAUUGGGAAAUGUUGGCAUAAUCAAUUCGCGCUUCUCAAGGAUCUCUACGAUGAGGUCAAGACAUUGAACGCGGAUGAGGCAACGCGAGAAAGCCUUGUCACACCAGACGACUGUGUAAAAAUCCGAAAUGAGUGUCAAAGUUUUGUGGAUGAAGGCUUACUGGUUCUGGAGUAG
This is a messenger RNA of Talaromyces rugulosus, 903 nucleotides long. RefSeq lists its product as uncharacterized. Gene Ontology annotation, biological process: protein phosphorylation. The coding region runs from base 1 to 903 and encodes 300 amino acids. The record is from RefSeq and is a predicted model, not a curated record. The transcript has a single exon. NCBI's taxonomy places the organism in Eukaryota, Fungi, Ascomycota, Eurotiomycetes, Eurotiales, Trichocomaceae. Gene Ontology annotation, molecular function: ATP binding; protein kinase activity.